Molecule: messenger RNA, 1917 nt
Organism: Mycena indigotica
Lineage: Eukaryota; Fungi; Basidiomycota; Agaricomycetes; Agaricales; Mycenaceae
Product: BHLH domain-containing protein
Exons: 8
Coding region: 1-1917 (638 amino acids)
Biological process (GO): positive regulation of transcription by RNA polymerase II
Cellular component (GO): RNA polymerase II transcription regulator complex
Molecular function (GO): protein dimerization activity; DNA-binding transcription factor activity
Source: RefSeq, a predicted model, not a curated record
AUGUCCUCGACGGCAUGUGUAGCUUACCUUCGACGCUCGACGGACGACGCCAUGGCCACAAACAUGGACGCAUCUCCGGUCUCCGGCGACUGGCUUGACCGGAUGCCGGCGCGCCGCGGGGCGGUGUUUCAAAUUUCGCUGAUAGGGUGUACUUUGAUACCGAUGGCUGUUCCGAAGAACGAGAAGACUGCCCGUAAGCGUCUAUGCCUCAUCGUCCCAGCGCAUAACACUGCGGGUUUAGCGCCGACUCUUGGGCGGGGCGCCAUCCGUUUGGGCUCCUGCAUCGCUGGGCGGCUGUUCCUGCGCGAUGUCGCUCCUUGGUCGCAUGUCUUUUUGCCGAGUUAUUUUCCUGAUGGGCCCCGGUCCAGACAUUGCCAAUUUCCGUUCCGCAUCCUCCAUCCUCCAACGAGCCUAGUCGCUCUGUCUACGACGACUCUGCCACCUGCGACUGUUGACGACGCUCGACAGCGGACACGGGCAUCAGCCACGCCAACGCCACUUUCCCAUUUAUCACCCCAUCUCGCCCUUAUUCGGCCGCCUCUUAUAUAUGCUGCCGCCCAGUCUGACGGCUCUCCCACCUAUGCCCGCUGCCUCUGUCUGACGCCCCCUUCCCCUCCCCGGUCCUUCCCUCUUUCCGCCCCGCCCCGCACACCCUGCUGCUUGAGGAUACCGCUUGGAAUCUCGCGACCCUUUUCAGCCCCAUCUUCACCACCUCCACCACCCCUUCCCUCUGCCCGCCCACUAGAAGAAGAAAUGUCGAGCACUACCACCACCAGCACCCUCGCCAACUUACCCGCUGCCUCACUGUCGAGCAGCCCCACCACCACCACUGCUAUCGCCCCAGCCACGGGCCCCACCGACGCCACCAUCCCCAACCCUGCUGCACCAAUCAAACGCCCCCGGCGCCGUGCCCCCACGGCCGAGCGCCGGGCAACCCACAAUGCGGUCGAGCGCGCGCGCCGCGAGACCCUCAACGGGCGCUUCCUCGCAUUGGCGAGUCUGUUGCCGCCGUUGAGGGUAAUCCGAAGGCCCAGCAAGAGCGCCAUCGUCAAUUCGAGUAUUGCGACCGUCCAGGCUGCGAGGCGCCACCGGGUGCUUGCGGCCCAGACUUUGAAAACGAUGUUGAGGGAGACUGAGGCUUUGCGCCGAGAAGUAAACGAAUGGCGUACGCGCGCACGUAUCCCGACUCUGGAUGCGCCGCUGCGCAGCGAGACAGACAACCAGGCCCUCGACAUGGUCCUCCGCGGCGAAGUCGAGGAGCUCGAGGUCGACCUAGACGUCAUCGGCGAGUUUGAGGAGGAGAACGAGAACGACGAAGAAGAGGAGGGCGAGGAGAACAUGAUGAGCAACAGCUACCACGAGGAGGAUGUGAAGCCGCCCGUCAACGCCAACGACGCGCGCUUUGCAUUCGAGAUGUCGCCGGUGUCCCCGAUGAGCGCGAUCUCGGGGCCGAUGAGCGCGAUGGCGAUGGGCAUGCCUAUCCCCAGCCCGCCGUCGACGAGGGGCUCCAUGUCGAUGCCCAGUCCUGGCGCAUCGUCGGAUGCCGGCUCGUGGGACGGCCCGCGGACUCCGCCCAGCCCGGUCAAGGCGAUGUACCGCAACAAGCCGCCGACUUACAACCAGGAGCAGUAUUAUCAACACCAGCAGCAGCAAGUCAAGGGCGCCGGCGCGGCGUACGAUUUGGGGCUCGAUAUGGGCUUCGAGCAACAGCCGCAGUAUGCCCCCGCGUCAGCCCAGCCUGGCUACAACAACGCUGGCGCAUAUGGAUACGAUGCAUUCCCUGCUGGUGCUCAGUCGUACAACGGAUUUGACGGGGGCUGGGCGAACGUCAACCCUGCCCACCCGGCGUUCUACGGCGUGGCCGGCGUCGCCCCGGGCCAGUAUCUCCACCAGCCGCGGGCGAUGGGGACGUUCUAG